Molecule: messenger RNA, 1776 nt
Organism: Pisolithus orientalis
Lineage: Eukaryota; Fungi; Basidiomycota; Agaricomycetes; Boletales; Pisolithaceae
Exons: 3
Coding region: 1-1776 (591 amino acids)
Source: RefSeq, a predicted model, not a curated record
AUGCGUCCGUUAACGCUGCACGCAUCUGCUCUCAGCGAUUUCGAGUAUGACCUGUACACCUCGUCGCUCAACAAUCUUUGCGUCACUAACGACACCGAAACAAGCACAACUGCCCGCGACUUCGAAACCACCACUGUCGGCGUCCGCGAAGCACGGGCAUGGUUAAGGGGGAGAUAUCACGAUCUUCCGGCGUCCGAUAUCGACGACAUUCUGAGACUAUUCUCUCCCUGUCUGAUGCCCUCGGACACGCUCACGGGUGGCCAGUUCUUUGCUGCCUUGCGUCUCGUCAUCCAUGCCCAGUCCGGGAAAGGUGUCGAUCGAUCCCUUGCAUUUGUCCAGGCUCAACCAGGCACCACUAAGCCUACUGGAAUACCUCGGCCACCUUCACCACCAAAGCGUUCGGUCAUAGCACCGCCAAGCCAUCCAGAUCGCUCCAAGGGGCUCAGUUUUAGUACAUCACCUCCGGAGACGAACCCCUUUGUCCGAAGGUCUACGGAACACGCCUCAUCCGUGCAGAGCACGGUAUGCACAAGUUCGGAUGGUCAGAGCGUUCAACCAGCUCAGCAAAAUAGCCAAAGGCUCAGUCAUAACCCGUUCCUGGUGCGGGAUAGAGUAGAAAGCCAAGACGCAGUCGUUAAAUCAUCCGAAAGAACACUUGCAAAGAGUGGAAAGCUUCCGCCACUACCUCCACGUAAACCUACAACGUCAGCGUCCGCGCAACAACCGCCCGAGGUGACCAUGGUGCCACCAGCUCCCCUCAGUCCGCCGCUUGUGCUUCCCAAACCCAGUCAUAUUAUGACCCCGCUUAUGAGACAGUCCCUGGAGGCGAGCAAACACGGACAGACUAUGAGGCGCGUCGAGGAACAAUUGGACCGAGAACGCGUCCUUCGGGUAUUGAAAAGCACUUCCUCGGGAACUUCAAGAACGCGGAGUACAAGUCCUUCUAAACCAGGUUCCAAGACAUCGGACGUUGAAGACACACCCACCGUACCUCCGCGCCGCAGACAGCCAAGUAGUACGCCUUCAUCCGCAUCAAGCUCAUUGGCUUCCCUUGAGCAAGUUGCGAGCGCUACGUUGAAGUCGUUACAUCCUUCCCCAUCGAUUGUCUCCCCUCCAGUCCCUGCUCCACCCACACAUCCUGAUCGCCGACCUUCGACCGGUACCAGCGACUCUCAGCAGCCCUCCUCUGCAAGGGUUUUCCGUUCGAAGUCGAUGCACCACGCAGACUCACCUCCACUUCCCCCGCCCAGGCGGAAGCGACCAGAGAGCGUUCAACUGAUGCCUCCUUCAGGCACGAUAGAUGCUCCUUCCUCACCUCACAUCCCUCUGUACUUGCACGCACACUCGCGGACACCUUCUUAUCAAGGUCUUUCGCGUCACGUCUCUCUUACACGGGGUAGUGACACCACCGACUCAUCGCCUAUGUCCAACAUUCAGAAGACGAUAUCCAACCUGCAAUCGAAGGCUCAGCCCAAGCUCGAUGCGGUGAGAUACAAAGCGGAAGCGGGUAUUAGCAGGCGAGGAUUUGUCAACCAUGCACAAUUUGGUUCCAGUAUGAGGUGGCGCGGUGAAGACGAAGAAGGAUUGAUGGCAGACACCCAGGGUAUUACGGCCGACGUCGACCAAGACCCUAAUUUACAAUCAGUCACUGACAACGACCUAAGUUCUGGAGAGGACCGUGAGGCGCGGACAAGGGCAGAAGAUUCGCAUCGCAGAUUCAUUAGGGAGGCCGACAACCUGAAGUUGCCGCCCGGUGAGGGUUGGGCCCAGCUUUAG